This is a messenger RNA of Scatophagus argus, 1634 nucleotides long. RefSeq names its product UbiA prenyltransferase domain containing 1 (gene ubiad1). Gene Ontology annotation, cellular component: Golgi membrane; endoplasmic reticulum. Bases 253 to 1302 code for a protein of 349 amino acids. Lineage: Eukaryota; Metazoa; Chordata; Actinopteri; Scatophagidae. Gene Ontology annotation, molecular function: prenyltransferase activity. The record is from RefSeq and is a predicted model, not a curated record. Gene Ontology annotation, biological process: menaquinone biosynthetic process; vitamin K biosynthetic process. The transcript is spliced from 3 exons.
CACGAUGUUGCACUUCUGGAAGAGGAAAUGGCGCCCGUCAGGUGCAGCAGGAUUUACAGUGGCCAACCAGUCAAGUCCCCUCGUAGUUGACACGUAAGCCACCUAACUGCCUCUCGCUGCAUCAGGCUCAUCGGACACAGAAGUAUGAUUUUAAGUAGUGAGAAACCCAGUUUGUGUCGGAUGGUGAAGACGUAACGGGAACAUCUCUGACAUUUCAGAGCGCUGCUGGUACUGCAGACCCCUUGCAUCGGAAUGGCCAAAGAGCAGAAACAAAGCAGGGCAGAAACAUUUGUGCUGGCUGGAUCUAAUGGUCACAAUGGCCAGCAGUGGCAGACUGGUAUGAAUAACUUGGUCACUCACUCUCCUGGCACUAACCACAAGUCGAGGAUGGCUCGCGUUGCCUCGGACAUGAGGCAAAAGUGUGCGGCCUAUGUGCUAGCACUGAGACCGUGGAGCUUCAGUACCUCGCUGACGCCGGUGGCCCUUGGCAGCGCUUUGGCAUACAAACUGGAUGGCUCUGUGGACUUGGUCAUCCUGAUGGUGUGCGCUGUGGCUGUUCUUGUUGUCCAUGGGGCAGGAAACCUUGUAAACACGUACUAUGACUUCUCCAAAGGGAUAGACCACAAGAAGAGUGACGAUAGGACUCUUGUGGAUGAAAUCUUGGCACCGCAGGAUGUUGUUAUGUUCGGAGCAUUGUUAUAUUCUUUAGGCUGCUUGUGUGCCACUCUGCUCUACUUCCUGUCAACACUUAGACUGGAACACCUAGCCCUUAUUUACUUUGGGGGACUCUCCAGCUCUUUUUUAUACACUGGAGGCAUCGGCCUCAAGUAUGUGGCCCUAGGAGACUUGGUAAUCCUCAUUACCUUCGGUCCUCUGGCAGUCAUGUUUGCCCACGCUGUGCAGGUUGGCUACCUGUCAGUGCUGCCGCUGGUCUAUGCCGUCCCACUGGCCCUCAACACGGAAGCCAUCCUCCAUAGCAACAACACCAGAGACAUGGACUCUGACAAGCAGGCAGGGAUUGUCACCCUGGCCAUCCUCAUAGGCCCCACACUGUCCUACGUCCUCUAUAACCUCCUGCUUUUCGUCCCCUACGUGCUCUUCUGCAUCCUCGCCACACGUUACACCAUCAGCAUGGCGCUCCCUCUGCUCACGCUGCCCAUGGCCUUCCCACUGGAGAAGCAGUUCCGCAGCCGACGCUAUGCCAAGAUACCCCAAAAGACGGCCAAGCUCAACCUCCUUAUGGGACUUUUCUACGUGUUUGGGAUCAUUCUGGCACCUCCUGGCAGCUUGCCGUUACUGUGAUUAAUUAGCUUUGAUAUUUCAAAUUUUGUUGUUUUAAUACAGACUAGUUUAUGCACCUCUUUGUAUUUGUACAACGCUGAGGGCUUUUCAAAGGCUUUAAUUUAUUGUCUAAUUUAUACAUUGAACAGAGAUCUAGUUUAGGUCCUGCUCUGUCACACUGAAGGCAUAAUCAGAUGUAUUUUUUCAGUAUUAAGCCUGCUGUAAUGUGUUGGUGCAAGUAAGAAGUGUUGGUGUCAUUUUGUAGAGGUAGGCAGCAUUUUUAUCAUACAAGGACAGACAGUAAACCUACAGUUGCCAUAUUUGCUGUUCUUAAAAACACAAUACUACAAUGU